This is a messenger RNA of Ictalurus punctatus (channel catfish), 1539 nucleotides long. Its product is annotated as nuclear body protein SP140-like protein. Gene Ontology annotation, cellular component: nucleus. The transcript has 9 exons. The record is from RefSeq and is a predicted model, not a curated record. Bases 127 to 1308 code for a protein of 393 amino acids. Lineage: Eukaryota; Metazoa; Chordata; Actinopteri; Siluriformes; Ictaluridae. Gene Ontology annotation, molecular function: DNA binding; DNA-binding transcription factor activity, RNA polymerase II-specific. Gene Ontology annotation, biological process: regulation of transcription by RNA polymerase II.
UGUCACAUGAUUGGGGGCGUGUUUCAGAAUUUCUGGAGCACAACAAAUCCUCAGUCAGCACUCAAUCCUACUCAGGAUCACGAAGCUAGAGUCUGACAUUAAGAAGAAGAGAUUUGUUUUUGACGGAUGAACAGCAUCCGAAUGGCUCUGCCAGAUUCUCUAACAGAUGAGGAGUUGAUAAAAUUUCUUCACCGUAAGAAGACAGAGAUCUCCUCUUGUAUAGAGGAACCACUCACCUUCCUCAACCAGCUCCGAGACCAUGACCUAGUACCUGAGGAUCUCUACCAGAGGGUAAUAAAGAUGAAAACUAAGGGGAGAAGGCAGAAAGGUGUGUAUGAUAUUUUGAACUGGGUGGAGAAUAAUCAAGGACAGCAUGUGAAACUGUUUUGGAGUUGUGUGUUUAAGGAUCACAUCCUGCGGGAAUAUCCCAGACUCCGCGAUCUCCAAAACAGCCUUCUUGAUGGUUCCUUUAGGAUUUCUGAAAAGCUUCCCAAGGCAGAGGAACCAAGCAGUAAUACAGAAGUUCAGAGAAAGAAAAAGAAGCAAGAGCAAAAGAAGGGUGCAACAAAGAGAAAGAAAAGUGGUGAAGAGACAGACGAGGGGGUACAAGGCCCUUCCUCUGUGUCCAGCAAAAAGAAACAAGCCGUGAAGCCCCCACACUGUUGCGUUCAGAUUGCUAUAAAUCUUCCCAAUGCAGAGACACAAAUCAGUAAUACGGAAGUUGAGAGAAAGGAAAAGAAGCAAAAGAAGGGUGCAACAAAGAGAAAGAAAAUUUUUGUAGAGACAGAUGAGGAGGAACGAGGACCUUCCUCUGUGUCCAACCAAAAGACACCAGAUAUGAAGCCCCCACUCUGUUCCUCUUGGAUUCCUGAAAAGAUUAUCAAGGAAGAGGAACCAAGCAGUAAUACAGAAGUUGAGAGGAAGGAAAAGAAGCAAGAGCAAAAAAAAGGUGCAACAAAGAGAAAGAAAAGUGGCAAAGAGACACAUGAGGAACGAGGCCCUUCCUCUGUGUUCAACCAAAAGAUACCAGCCAUGAAGUCCCCACUCUCCCAACUUUUAGAGAAAGGAGAACUUCCUGUUACCUGCGGAGAUAAAGAAGGCAUAUUGUAUCCAGACCAGCUUGCUAGAGGAGGGAACUGUAUUUUGUCCCAGGGCGUCUGGUUCACCCCGUGUGGCUUUGAGAAAUUUUCAGGAAGGGGAAAUAGCAAGAACUGGAAAAUCUCAAUCCGCUGCCAAAACAUUACACUGCAUAAACUUAUACAGGAGGGUAAAUUGCAGUGUCGAGACAAGAAGGUCAGAAGAGAGUGAGAUUUCCAUUAAGCUGUGUGAAAAACUCCAGCCCUCUUCAGUAUAAACAGGUCUUUAUUUUGUAGGGGACCACUCACUGGUCCAACAACAGUAUCCAAUGAAGUGGUGGAAGGAUUCCUGCACUUUUCUGUGGAUGCUUUUAGAUUAUUACAUUUGUUAUUCCACUUCUAUUUGAUUCUGUCUUAAAUUAAAUCUGACUCCAACUGUAAAAAAAAUAAAAAUAAAAAAAUA